This is a messenger RNA of Amorphotheca resinae ATCC 22711, 796 nucleotides long. RefSeq lists its product as hypothetical. Gene Ontology annotation, molecular function: mitochondrion autophagosome adaptor activity. NCBI's taxonomy places the organism in Eukaryota, Fungi, Ascomycota, Leotiomycetes, Helotiales, Amorphothecaceae. Gene Ontology annotation, biological process: mitophagy. The transcript is spliced from 3 exons. The record is from RefSeq and is a predicted model, not a curated record. The coding region runs from base 162 to 752 and encodes 196 amino acids.
GACGCAUACUGUAAAAACAUACAUGUUGCACAGGAAAGGGGGAGCAAGAAGUUGAAGAAAGGCAUAACGACGACCUCGGCAACUUCCGCCCUUCAACAACCUCAAGCUCAAGCUCCAGCUGCAUCUCCAGCUAUCAAGCAACCACCUCAAUAGCUCCCGCAAUGUCCGACUCUCUACCCCUCGAGAUCGCGGAGACGAUCCAAACGGCGUCUAUAAACCGAGCGCCGUCGCCAACCCACGACAUCAACCCUUCGACAGCCGCCUCGCAAGCGCAACCCGUAUCCGUGUCGCCCCACGUCCCAGCAUCCGAUUCCUCCUUCGACAAGUAUGCGUACGACGAGGAAGACGAGAUCGACGACGAUGAAGAGGAAGAAGAUAUUCCAUAUAGUGUAAUCCGGCCAUUGCCGCGGCGGGCCAGCCUGCCUCCUCUUCCGGACUUGAGAUUCGAGCAGAGUUACCUCGCUAGUAUUGCUGCGGCGGAUUCGAAAUGGAAGGUGGCAUAUAUUACGAUUCGGGAUCAGGUCUUGGUCCCGCUCUUGCAAGGCAUGGUUUGGUCUUUGGCUCUCCACGGAUGGCGGUACUGGAACCGAAGCGCCCAGCUUAGUGGAAACUCUGUAGGAGCACGCGUGCGAAGAUGGUGGUAUAAGACAAAUAACUGGCCGUUGGUGGAUUCGUUGAAGCAGAUAGGGAGGAAUCCGAGGUUAGCCCAAGAUAUCGGAGACUACUAUCAAAACCAGAACUCCGGGGAUUAAAGGUUUCUCUUAUAGUUUCUGAGGCGUUUUGGGAUAGGAUGCAU